Zerene cesonia (dogface butterfly) is the source of this 1454-nucleotide messenger RNA. It is a transcript of the gene Prosalpha6, whose product is annotated as proteasome subunit alpha type-1. Gene Ontology annotation, biological process: ubiquitin-dependent protein catabolic process. NCBI's taxonomy places the organism in Eukaryota, Metazoa, Arthropoda, Insecta, Lepidoptera, Pieridae. Gene Ontology annotation, cellular component: proteasome core complex, alpha-subunit complex; nucleus; proteasome core complex. The transcript is spliced from 6 exons. The coding region runs from base 131 to 952 and encodes 273 amino acids. The record is from RefSeq and is a predicted model, not a curated record.
AUAAUCCGAUCCGACGACCGGCCACUGACAUUUCGAAGUUUCAAAUCAUUGUAUUUGUAGCGUCUAGACCUAAUAAACUAAUAGAAAUCUGCACUAAUUUUAUAAUCGUUAUAAUUCUUCAUUGAAUACAAUGUUUCGUAAUCAGUACGACAGCGACGUUACUGUAUGGAGCCCUCAAGGUCGUCUCCACCAAGUGGAGUAUGCUAUGGAGGCUGUGAAGCUUGGGUCAGCAACAGUGGGCUUAAAAAACAAACAAUUUGCCGUACUAAUAGCUUUGAAGAGAGCAGUCAGCGAAUUGUCGGCAUACCAGAAGAAAAUCAUACCUAUCGACGAACAUAUCGGCAUCUCUAUUUCAGGAUUAACAGCUGAUGCUAGGAUGUUAAGUCGCUUCAUGCGCACAGAAUGUCUCAAUCACCGCUACUCCCAUGACGCUCCAAUGCCAGUCGGCCGGCUUAUAGCUCUUGUUGGCAAUAAGAUGCAAAUCUGUACUCAGAGAUACGACAAGAGGCCUCUUGGUGUUGGUCUAUUGGUGGCUGGAUAUGAUGAUCAAGGGCCACAUAUCUACCAGACCUGUCCGUCAGCUAACUUCUUUGACUGCCGUGCUAUGGCCAUCGGAGCAAGGUCCCAAUCAGCCAGGACCUAUCUGGAGAAGCAUUUGAAUACUUUCCUCGACAGUGAUCUUCAGGAGCUGGUCGCUCAUGGGCUCCGAGCUCUACGUGAUACCCUGCCCAAUGAAGUUGAUUUGAAUACUAAGAAUGUAUCAAUCGCAAUAGUGGGCCCCAAAACGCCCCUUCGCGUGUGCGACGAGACGGAGCUGAGCAGGUAUCUCUCGCUGGUGGAGGGUGAGGAGAGGCGUGGGGGUGGGGCCGCCACAGGUGACGCGGGGCCCGCCGCCGAGGGCCCGGGGGACCAGGGGGCCCCGCAGCCGCAGGUUGCCAUGGAUACGGAGUAAGCACAAGACUACAAGACAGUCUGGAAGGAGAGGAAACAAAUGAAGAUUCGAAGAUAAAUCCCGCCCCUUCCCACUCCUGUUCCUCAUGGAUAUUUCUUCCCCCCUCUGUUUAUGUUUGCAAAGGUUCGCCUUGGCCAGUGUUUAGGCUUUGUACGACAGCUGCUUGAGUACGAAAAAUUGUGUAAAAAGAUUCUUAAUAAAAAAUUUCUAUUCUUCUAAAUGUAAACAAUGAAAUCAGGUGUGAAUCUAUUUUUUAAGAAUUCAUUAAAUACCUAAUUUCAUUAUUAUUGUACUUUUAAUCACAGAAUUACUUUUUAUUAUCUGACAAUAAAAUCACAUCAGUUUUUGCGGUUUUGACGUCCAUACAUACAACCACCAUACAUACAACAUUAUUCCAGUUAAAGCUUAAUAACAAGUGCUUGAACACUGGCCAAGGCAAGAAAGGAACAAGUCAAUUAAUGUAUUUUUUUCAUAAUAAUAUUAUUAAAUAAAACACUGCGCU